CGCGACCACCGCCGGUGCACGCUAGACGCACGCGCUGCCGUUGCCUAUCGCGUCCUCAGCAUCGGGUCACCUCUGCACCGGGUAGUCGGCUAGUCUCUCAGUGCGAAGUGGUCCAGGCAGCCGCGUCUGUUGUCGGCAGCGCUUCAGUCGUUCACCAGUGGAGCAGCAGAGCCAACCACCCAGAUCCAGCGCGUCCUGCAUCUCCGUCGUUCGUCGGACCAGUUGUUGAACAUCGCCACACACACGUCACAGCAGCACAAUGUUGGGAGUCUGCCUGGCACGGAAGAUCCUGUUUCACCCACAGCAGCGGCAAUGUGCACACUGGAACAUUGCCACACGCCUCUACUCCUCACACGUGGAGUACAGGCCCAUUCGGAGCGUCAUGUGUGCAAACAGAGGUGAAAUAGCUAUAAGAGUUUUCCGGGCAUGUACUGAACUUGGAAUUCGAUCUGUGGCUAUAUACUCAGAGCAGGACAAGAUGCACAUGCACCGGCAGAAGGCGGACGAAUCGUACAUGGUGGGCAAGGGCUUGCCACCUGUCCAGGCCUACCUCAACAUCCCAGAGAUCAUCCGUAUCGCUAAGGAGAACGAUGUAGACGCCAUCCAUCCUGGAUACGGAUUCCUUUCGGAGCGCUCGGACUUCGCACAGGCCUGCAUAGAUGCCGGCCUCCGCUUCAUCGGCCCAUCGCCUAAAGUUGUGCAGCAGAUGGGAGACAAAGUGGCAGCUCGCAAGGCCGCCAUAGAGGCAGGUGUCGCUGUUGUCCCUGGCACACCAGGUCCCAUAACAAAGCUGGAGGAAGCGAAAGAAUUCUGUCUGAAGCAUGGACUGCCUAUAAUUUUCAAAGCUGCCUAUGGAGGUGGUGGCCGUGGCAUGAGGGUUGUCCGCAAAAUGGAGGAACUGGAAGAAUCGUUUCAACGAGCAACUUCAGAGGCCAAGGCAGCUUUUGGAAAUGGGGCCCUGUUCAUCGAAAAGUUCAUUGAGCGACCGCGACACAUUGAAGUGCAGCUGCUCGGUGACCGCGGUGGGAACGUAGUCCACCUGUACGAGAGGGACUGCUCCGUCCAGCGGCGCCACCAGAAGGUGGUGGAGAUCGCGCCUGCUCCCAACCUCGAUCCCAAAGUUCGGGAUAGGAUGACCACUCAGGCUGUGAAUUUGGCAAAACAUGUUGGCUAUGAGAAUGCUGGUACUGUUGAGUACCUACUGGAUGAACAAGGCAAUUUCUACUUCAUUGAGGUGAAUGCCAGGCUUCAAGUAGAGCACACGGUUACGGAGGAGAUUACUGGAAUUGACCUUGUCCAGUCGCAAAUCCGUAUUGCUGAAGGGAUGACUCUUCCAGAGCUGGGAAUGUCUCAGGAUAAGAUUCACCCCCAGGGCUGCGCAAUCCAGUGCCGUGUGACCACGGAGGACCCUGCCAAGAACUUCCAACCCGACACGGGGCGUAUUGAGGUGUUCCGGAGUGGAGAAGGUAUGGGCAUUCGUCUGGAUGGGGCGUCUGCCUUUGCCGGAGCCAUCAUUUCACCUUACUACGAUUCCCUCCUUGUGAAAGUCAUCUCGCAUGCCCAUGACCUGCAGUCAUCUUCAGCUAAAAUGAACAGAGCUCUGAGAGAAUUCCGUGUGCGAGGAGUCAAGACAAACAUACCGUUCCUGCUGAACGUACUGGAAAAUCAGAAGUUCCUAAAUGGUACUGUCGACACAAACUUCAUCGACGACCACCCACAACUCUUCCGCUUCCGUCCGUCAAAGAACCGCGCCCAGAAACUGCUGAAUUACAUUGGUACAGUGUUGGUGAAUGGGCCUUCAACUCCACUGGCGACGCCGCUGAAACCUGCGGAGAUACAACCUCAUGUUCCGGAGAUUCCUCUAGGUAACCAGGGGAUGGAACAAGAGUCGGACAUUGCAGAUUUUUCGGCGCAGCCACGGGUAACGGACAAUGAAUCGGAACCGGAAUAUCCAGAACUGGCACCUCCGCCAGGUCUUCGUGACAUUCUGAAGAAAGAAGGACCAGAGGGUUUUGCCAAGCAUGUCCGUCAGCACAAGGGGCUCCUGCUCAUGGACACAACAUUCCGUGAUGCCCACCAGUCCCUACUGGCGACUCGUGUCCGGUCGCACGACUUGCUGCGCAUCUCUCCGUAUGUGGCCCACCGUUUCUCUCCGCUUUUUGCAACUGAGAACUGGGGCGGGGCUACCUUCGACGUGGCGCUCCGCUUCCUGCACGAGUGCCCCUGGGAGAGGUUGCAGGACAUGAGAGCUGCCAUGCCUAACAUACCUUUCCAAAUGUUACUGCGAGGUGCCAAUGCAGUUGGGUACACAAACUAUCCAGACAAUGUUGUGUACAAGUUCUGUGAGCUUUCUGUCCAGAAUGGCAUGGAUAUUUUCCGUGUGUUUGAUUCCCUCAAUUACCUCCCAAAUCUGAUAUUGGGAAUGGAUGCAGUGGGGAAGGCCGGUGGUGUCAUAGAAGCUGCGAUUAGCUACACAGGUGACGUCUCAGACCCGAACCGCACGAAGUACAACCUGGAUUACUACCUCAAACUGUCAGACGAACUUGUCAAAGCGGGGACACACAUACUGUCAAUAAAGGACAUGGCAGGACUUCUCAAACCCUCUGCAGCCAAGCUCCUAGUAACUGCAUUACGUGAUCGACACCCCGAUGUGCCGAUCCACAUCCACACGCACGACACUGCCGGAGCGGGAGUGGCUUCAAUGCUGGAGUGUGCAAAAGCGGGUGCAGAUGUAGUAGAUGUUGCCGUGGACUCCAUGUCCGGAAUGACGUCACAGCCGAGCAUGGGUGCCAUAGUAGCUGCACUACAAGGCAGUGACCUGGACACGGGUCUUGAUUUGAGUAAUGUGAGCGAGUACUCUGCUUACUGGGAGCAGACACGUACACUCUACGGACCGUUCGAGUGUGCGACAACCAUGAAAUCAGGGAAUGCAGAUGUGUAUUUGAAUGAGAUCCCUGGUGGACAGUACACGAAUUUGCAGUUCCAGGCCUACUCUCUUGGCCUUGGAGAUUUCUUUGAAGAUGUCAAGAAGGCCUACAGGGAAGCCAAUAUGCUUUUAGGAGAUAUUAUUAAGGUUACACCGUCAUCGAAAGUGGUUGGUGACUUGGCGCAGUUCAUGGUACAGAAUAAACUGACAGCGAAACAGGUGGAGGAGAAGGCUGAGGAGCUGAGUUUCCCCAAAUCUGUUGUGGAGUUCUUGCAGGGCUCUAUUGGAGAGCCCCAUGGGGGAUUCCCUGAACCUUUCAGGUCAAAGGUUCUGAAGGGAAUGCCACGAGUCGAGGGGCGUCCAGGAGCAAGCCUUCCACCGAUGGAUCUUGACUCUCUCAAAUUGAAACUGAAGGAGAAGUUCCCAGAUAUCAAUGACAAUGAUGUCAUGAGUGCUGCCUUGUAUCCUCAGGUCACUGAAGAUUACCUCAAGUUCCGGAAACAGUUUGGUCCAGUUGACAAACUGGAUACUCGAAUUUUCCUCACUGGUCCAAAAGUUGGUGAAGAGUUUGAGGUCACGAUAGAAAGAGGAAAAACAUUAGGUAUUAAGACUUUGGCGAUGGCUGAGGACUUGACACCAGCAGGUGAAAGGGAAGUUUUCUUUGAGAUGAACGGUCAGCUGCGGUCAGUAUUCAUAAAGGACAAAGAAGCUGUAAAGGAGCUGCACAUCCAUCCAAAGGCAGACAAGUCUGUGAAGGGACAGGUGGGAGCGCCCAUGCCGGGCAGCGUCAUAGACAUUAGGGUGAAGGUCGGCGACCGUGUGGAGAAAGGUGCGGCGCUAGUGGUUCUGUCAGCCAUGAAGAUGGAGAUGGUGGUCCAGGCACCCAUAUCAGGUGUCGUCAAGAAGCUGGACAUCGAACCUAACAUGAAGCUCGAGGGAGAUGACCUCCUUAUGACGAUAGAGUAAGCUCGCUGCCAUUGUGUGCCAAAUGGACAGACCCACUACAGGGCUUACUGACAAACAUCUUAAGCUAAGACUUGCAACAGGAAACAUCUGUCUGAAGACUAGAAUUGCUGUCGUAGUGGUGGUGUGUCAAAAAACUUACCGUAUCACAGAAUGAUUCCCAUUUGUGGUAUCUGCAGCCAGAAGACUCCUUGUAGAAACUUACUCAGACCUUAGGGCUGUUUCAUUUUUAAAUCCGCCGAGGUACCUCGUUAAGCAGUUUGGUCUGCAGGUCAUGUAAAUGUAUAUAACAAUUCUUACGGCUAUAUUUGCGAUGCUUCCAUUGAAAGUCUUUCAAAGUUCUCUCUGUUGGUGAAAAUAGCAUAUAGAGUUAUAAGAUGUUGAAAUGGUUGAUGUGGUUCAUAGGGCUCUAGUAAAAUUUUACGACUGUUAGGUGUUUAUAUGCGAGAGUUUGUAGCUGGUUACCAUAAGUGCAAAUAAAUGGUGUGUAUACUUGAGAUAAAAUGUGCUGGUAACUCUUACUGUCAAGUGUUAGUGAGUGAAACUGUAGCUGGAAGAAUAUGCUGCUUGACUGUGUGUGUGAUAAUUUUGUGGGCCUAGCAUUUUUAUUUUUAUUUAUUUUUUUAUGCUGCCAUGUAACUGAAUAGUGACUAUUUAUUGUUGUGAAAAAUGGGUGUAAUUUUCAUGUAUGUUUCUUUGGUCCUUUUUGAUAAAUAUUUUUACAUAUAUAAGAAAAGAUAUAUAGUAUAGUAUUUUUCCCCUUAAAAUCUGAAUUUUCAUAUUACAGGCUAGUGUCUGGGAAGUACAAUUGUUACUGUUGUGAGUCUUACAUUUUGUACUGUACCAAGCCCUUACUUCAGAAAAAUAUGGGGAAGUCAGAAUGUCAGUGGCUGUCUCAUUUUAAGUUCGUUUGUAAAGAAAAGGGACUGUCAUACUAUGAUACUGCUGCCGUUUUUGUGUUCUCUAAAGUAAUUGGUAACAAUUUUUGGAAAAUCUCGAGCACUCACACCGCUCCCCAUAUCUGUGUGUGUGUGUGUGUGUGUGUGUGUGUGUGUGUGUGUGUG
Molecule: messenger RNA, 4953 nt
Organism: Schistocerca piceifrons (Central American locust)
Lineage: Eukaryota; Metazoa; Arthropoda; Insecta; Orthoptera; Acrididae
Gene: PCB
Product: pyruvate carboxylase, mitochondrial
Exons: 21
Coding region: 260-3892 (1210 amino acids)
Biological process (GO): gluconeogenesis; pyruvate metabolic process
Cellular component (GO): cytoplasm
Molecular function (GO): metal ion binding; pyruvate carboxylase activity; ATP binding
Source: RefSeq, a predicted model, not a curated record